UGCACGGCACAUCCCUAUCGUCUACUCCGACCCCUCGCCCCGGCCGCGGCCGCCUUCGCAUCCGGCACCCCCCCCCCCACCUCGCCCUCUCCCUCUCCCCUCUGAACCCACGCCCGCCACCGCCGCCGGCGCGAUGGCCAUGCGGGUGGUGCGGAACCUGGACCUGGAGCGGUACGUGGGGCGGUGGUACGAGAUCGCGUGCUUCCCGUCGGCAUUCCAGCCCAAGACGGGCACCAACACGCGCGCCACCUACGCGCUCAACCCGGACGGCACCGUGCGGGUGCUCAACGAGACGUGGACCGACGGCCGCCGCGGCCACAUCGAGGGCACGGCGUGGCGCGCCGACCCGGCCGGCGACGAGGCCAAGCUCCGGGUCCGCUUCUUCGUCCCGCCCUUCCUCCCCGUCUUCCCCGUCACCGGCGACUACUGGGUGCUCCACGUCGACGCCGACUACCAGUACGCGCUCGUCGGCCAGCCCUCCAGGAAGUACCUCUGGAUCCUGUGCAGGCAGCCGCACAUGGACGAGGCCGUGUACGGCGAGCUGGUGAGGCGGGCCGAGGAGGAGGGGUACGACGUGUCGAAGCUCCGCAGGACGGCGCACCCGGACCCGCCGCCGGAGAGCGAGGAGAGCCCCAGGGACGGCGGGAUGUGGUGGCUCAAGUCCCUCUUUGGCAAGUAGCGCGGCGCGCGGCCCGCGGCUGCGCCGAUCGAGCAGGCGGCGAGAUGGCCGUGCCGGCGUUCGGACUUGGGAGUCCAGUGUCUACUGCUAGCUCCUGCCGUUUUACCGCGUGUACAUUCGCAGUACUACUGCUUCGGGAUGAACACAUCAAGUUCGUUCCUCCUUGUUAUGGUUGCUGCUGCGAUCCGCAUAUGGCGUACCUGUGUUUUGUUUUGAAAUGAACUUGGACUUGGAGUCAAUUGCAUUUCUGCGGUGAUGUCGAA
Panicum virgatum (switchgrass) is the source of this 942-nucleotide messenger RNA. RefSeq names its product temperature-induced lipocalin-1-like. The record is from RefSeq and is a predicted model, not a curated record. The coding region runs from base 134 to 679 and encodes 181 amino acids. The transcript is spliced from 2 exons. NCBI's taxonomy places the organism in Eukaryota, Viridiplantae, Streptophyta, Magnoliopsida, Poales, Poaceae.